AUGGGGGUCAUCACCUUUGUGGAUCCCGAGAGCGUCCAGUGGGCGGUGCAACACCUCCGAGACGAGGAGGUCGACGACAGGAAGAUGUGGGUGUCCACUCACAAGGGCAGCGCGGACCCCGCAAAAGGCUUGCCGCCGCCUGUCCAAACGACAUCAUCGCGGGUGUUCUUUAGCAACGUCCCAUUCGAUGUCGACGAGGACCAGCUGCGGAUGCUCUUUGAGGAGGUCGGGGUCGUCAAGGAGCUCACCCUCAUGAAAAAGAGCGAGGAUGGCAGCUCGCGGGGGAUGGGACACUGCACCUUCCAGGUGCCUUCUAUGGCAGCCGCUGCGAUCCAAGCACUCCGGGACCGAGAU
This is a messenger RNA of Symbiodinium sp. CCMP2456, 354 nucleotides long. NCBI's taxonomy places the organism in Eukaryota, Dinophyceae, Suessiales, Symbiodiniaceae. The record is from the annotation of a GenBank genome assembly.